This is a messenger RNA of Letharia lupina, 795 nucleotides long. RefSeq lists its product as uncharacterized. Bases 1 to 795 code for a protein of 264 amino acids. The record is from RefSeq and is a predicted model, not a curated record. Lineage: Eukaryota; Fungi; Ascomycota; Lecanoromycetes; Lecanorales; Parmeliaceae. The transcript is spliced from 2 exons.
AUGUUGUCGGAAAGGGAAAAUAUUGCCACCGCCGAACUCGCAGUCUACAUACCCUCCAUCGCUCUCGCCAUCGCCAUCAUUUUCAAGCAUGGCUUCUCCAAAGGCAGGCCGCGGAUCUACCUCAUCCUUUUCUGCGGGCUGCGCACAGCAAGCGCAAUUUUGGAGAUCCUCAGCGCCAAGAAUCCGGCAAAUCGUGACGACGCUACCUGGACCGCCAUCCUUGGCUCUAUUGGACUCAGUCCUUUAUUUCUGGUCGCUUCAGGUCUGCUGAGAAGGGUCAAUGACUUCAUCGCCGGUGGCACUUCCCGUACUCGUCUUCUUGAGAUGCUUCACAUACCGAUCAUGCUUGCUCUGAUCCUCUCUAUCGUUGGCGGCACUCGGAUCUCGUCGUCCGACACAUCCAAACUCAACUCCGGAGAAACAUUCGGAAAGGCCGGUGCCAUCAUAUCCCUGAUCUCCUCUGUUGUUAUUGUGGCAUUCGCCAUGCUCGCCAUGGCCGAGUCCCGCGACCUCCCACGGGGCGAGAAGUGCAUCUUAUACGCGGUCCUGGUCUCGCUUUCUUUCCUUGCCGUCCGCCUUCUCUACAGUCUUCUCGCAGACUUUGAAGAUAACAACACGUUCAAUAUCGUUGGUGGGAAUGCAACAGUCCAGCUAUGUAUGGCUAUCAUCCAAGAAUUCGUCGUCACCUUUUUCUUCCUCGUUGCUGAUCUCGUGGCCCCUGCGCUGGACAGUUUGGUCAAUGGAGCUGGUGGUAUUCCCAUGAACAGCUACAAUGUUGGAAAAGGCGUUGCGUAG